Molecule: messenger RNA, 1062 nt
Organism: Peronospora farinosa
Lineage: Eukaryota; Oomycota; Peronosporomycetes; Peronosporales; Peronosporaceae
Source: the annotation of a GenBank genome assembly
AUGUUUCGGAAAAAGACUCAUGGUCCCAUAGUAAAUGGCAAAGAAGUACCAGUUGAUGUGAUUUCUCCUGCUGUACCAGUGGAAAUGCUAGAAAUACGACGUACCUAUUCGUUACAAGAUUUUGAACUAAUGGCAACAUUAGGUACCGGUACAUUUGGACGAGUUCGUCUCGUGCAGUUGAAAGAAGAGGGAUCCUUUCAUGCCCUUAAGAUACUGAAAAAGAGUGAAAUCUUGAGGUUACAACAACUUCAUCAUAUCAAAUGUGAAGUCGAGAUCUUAAGUAGAAUCAAUCACCCAUUUAUUGUCAAUUAUUUCGGUCAUUUUCAAGAUGAACGGAGACUGUAUUUGGUACUGGAGUACGUACAAGGAGGUGAAUUGUUUUCCUACUUGAGACGUCAAGGUCGUUUUCAGGAUCAAGUAGCUUGUUACUAUGCAUCACAAUUGGUCAUGGCUAUGGCUUAUCUUCAUGCACAACAUAUUAUUUACCGUGACUUGAAACCAGAGAACUUACUCAUCACAUCUGAAGGAUCUCUUAAAAUCACUGACUUUGGCUUUGCCAAGAUUGUCAAGGACAAGACAUGGACAUUGUGCGGCACACCAGAAUACCUCGCACCGGAGAUUAUUCAAAGCAAAGGACAUGGCAAAUCGGUGGAUUGGUGGGCACUAGGUGUACUCAUUUAUGAAAUGCUGGCCGGGUAUCCGCCCUUCUACGACGAAAACCCGUUUGGUAUUUACCAAAAGAUCCUUGACGGAAAGGUGGAAUUCCCCAAGCACAUAGACUCCAAGGCAAAGGACCUCAUUAAAAAGCUUCUUUCGCAAGACCGCACGAAGCGACUGGGCUGCUUACGAGGCGGAUCCGAGGAUGUGAAGAAACAUAAAUAUUUUGCCAAAGUGGACUGGGAUGCCGUGCUCGCACGCUCGGAAACGCCACCGUAUUUGCCACCAGUUAGAGGCCCCGGUGAUCACACGCACUUUGACGAGUACCCAGACUCACCCAUUGACGACGCUGUCGUCUUGUAUGGCGACGACAGAGCUGCCUUUGACGCGUUUGACCAAUUUUAA